This is a messenger RNA of Brassica rapa (field mustard), 1598 nucleotides long. RefSeq names its product serine/threonine-protein kinase STY13. NCBI's taxonomy places the organism in Eukaryota, Viridiplantae, Streptophyta, Magnoliopsida, Brassicales, Brassicaceae. Gene Ontology annotation, cellular component: cytoplasm. Gene Ontology annotation, biological process: protein phosphorylation; signal transduction. Gene Ontology annotation, molecular function: protein kinase activity; ATP binding. The record is from RefSeq and is a predicted model, not a curated record.
AAAAAAAGAAACUUUUUUUUUAAUUUCCUCUAAAAAAUCUUUAACCCAAACGAACACGAAUCAUCAAACUCUGACCAAAUCUCCAUCUAGUUGUGUCUUUUUUUUUCUUCUCCUUCCUUCCUUCCUUCCUUCAGUUCAAAGUGUCAACUUCAGUUCCUCCAUACUUCUUCUCCAUCUCCAUCUCUCUGUCGCUCUCCUAUAUUCCCAUCUCUCCCGUGCAGAUUUAAUUUUUUUUUAUUUUCCAUUUAUUACACAAACCAAAACGAUUUAUAGUUUUUUUUGUUCCUCUGGGUUUUCUCUUUAUUCUUCUGUGUCAUCAUCCUCUCUACUUAUUGAGAAUCUAAAAAAAGCAUCUUUGUUCUCUCUAAUCCGAUUGUACAGUUUCAUAUUCCAAUUCCAGUUUUUUACUCAACCUGUCAUGUUUAACCAAUCAAAAAGACUCCAACUCUGGUAACUAUCUCCAUCUAUCUAGUUAGGGUUUUUGUGUCUGAAACAUAUAAUCAGUGUUCUUUGUCUGGAGAAAAAGAAUGGGAUCUGCAAGUGGGUUUUACUCAAACGAAGGGUUUGAAUUGGAUCCUAAAUGGCUGGUUGAUCCUCGUCAUCUCUUUGUUGGUCCCAAGAUCGGCGAAGGUGCUCAUGCCAAAGUUUAUGAGGGAAAGUAUAGAAACCAAACAGUGGCUAUUAAGAUUAUCAAAAGAGGAGAGUCCCCUGAAGAGAUUGCUAAAAGAGACAGCCGGUUCGCUAGAGAGAUCGCUAUGUUGUCCAAAGUCCAGCACAAGAACUUAGUCAAGUUCAUUGGAGCGUGCAAAGAACCUAUGAUGGUUAUAGUCACCGAGCUUCUACUAGGCGGUACAUUACGUAAAUAUCUAGUCAGCUUGCGGCCUAAACGUUUAGAUAUACGUUUGGCUGUAGCGUUUGCUCUUGACAUUGCUCGUGCGAUGGAAUGUUUGCAUUCUCAUGGAAUCAUUCACCGCGAUCUCAAACCAGAGAAUUUGAUCUUAUCUGCGGAUCAUAAGACCGUAAAACUCGCUGAUUUCGGUUUAGCUAGAGAAGAAUCAUUAACCGAAAUGAUGACCGCAGAGACCGGUACAUACCGUUGGAUGGCCCCUGAGCUAUACAGUACGGUUACAUUAAGACAUGGAGAGAAGAAACACUAUAACCAUAAAGUAGAUGCUUACAGCUUCGCCAUCGUCUUGUGGGAACUCAUCCUCAACAAGUUACCAUUUGAAGGCAUGUCUAAUCUACAAGCAGCCUAUGCCGCUGCCUUCAAGAACUUGAGGCCUAGUGCGGAGGAUUUACCAGGGGAGCUAGGGCUGAUAGUGACAUCAUGCUGGAAAGAAGAUCCAAACGAACGGCCAAACUUCACUGAGAUAAUACAAAUGCUCCUCCGUUACCUCUCCACUGUUUCUCCUCCGCAGAUCGUUCCUCCUCCGGUGAGACGUGUUUUCUCGUCGGAAAACGUGGUUUUCUCACCGGACUCUCCAGGAACUUGUUCGCUGAUGAACGUCAGAGACAAAGAUGGCUCAGGUCAGAAAGUUAACGCUGCUGAUUCGUCGGAGAAAGAAACGAAAGGAAGCUUCUUCUUCUGCUGCUCAUAG